Molecule: messenger RNA, 1383 nt
Organism: Puccinia triticina
Lineage: Eukaryota; Fungi; Basidiomycota; Pucciniomycetes; Pucciniales; Pucciniaceae
Exons: 7
Coding region: 1-1383 (460 amino acids)
Biological process (GO): lipid metabolic process
Source: RefSeq, a predicted model, not a curated record
AUGGCGACUUCCUGGACGGACAACGACCUGUUUGCCACCAAUGAAUUCCGACGGAUGUUGCCCGGCUACCUCUUCCUCGUCCCACUGCUCACCCAAACCUUCCUGAUGAACCCAUGCUACGAAAAAUCACCGAACGCCAAGCUGGCUCGUCUGGCGCUCAUGCCAAUCACCAUCUAUCUCACCCUCACUCGGGUCUCUCUCCGGCUAUUCUACCCUCUCAACGUCUUCUUCCAUUGGAACUUCUCCUCCGUCUCCUUCCCCACAUUCCAUGCCGUCUGUCUGGCUAUCCAAUACGGCCUUUUCCAAGGCCCAGUCUUCGCGUCCAAAGAAGAGAUGAUCAAAGCGGGAAACUACCGAGGCGACCCCGAUGAUGAAAAGAGCGGGAAAAACAAACCAGACUUCCAGCCCAACAUGAACCCAUCCUUCCUAGAGCGAGUCAAGUUCACGAUUUGGAUACUCUUUAGCCCUCGAGGACUCGAGACUUCCUGGGCACCCAGUCUGGAGGUUGUGCCACGAGGGCCCAAGAUGGGCAUCGGCCUGUUUUUCUUCUACAUCCUAGCCAAAACCAUCGUCUGUCAUAUCAUGAUGACCACGCUCUGGAUGAUCGGUGUCGAAUGCGCCCAGCACCCGAACGGCGCGUACGGCGUCCUCGCCGAUUGGAUGCCUUGGCUCCCUCAUCUCCAAGUCCUCAAAAAGUAUCCCCAACUUGAUUAUCUUUCGCCAGCCCCCUUUGGCGGCGCAGCAUGGUUUGCUAUUGAUACCCUGGGUGGCAUCUUGACUCUUCUGGAAGUGAUUUUGUACCUUGUCGGGCCAUACAUCCUUCCCAAAGAUCUUGCCCCGGGCAAGUUUGAUUCGACGCUCUACCCGCCCUUAUUCAACGACUUACACAUGCGCGAGAGUCUCAUCGCAUUCUGGUCAAGAGGCUGGCAUGCGAUCUUUAGAAGGAACAUCAUCUUCUGUGGUUGGAACCCGAUGGAAUAUCUCUUCUCGGGCUUUGGGAAAGAUACGGCUAAGACCGCCGGCAUGAUGGGCGGGAUGAUCUUCAGUGGGAUUUUCCACGAGUACCUCAUCGCGGCCGUCUCUGAGAUAGACUGGAAGUUCCCGACGGUCCUGAUGUUUACACUGUGCGGUGCAGGCAUGGUUGCCGAAGUCCAAUUCAAAAGACGCACCGGUCGGCUCGUGAAAGGCCUGCUUGGACGGUGGUGGCUAGUGCUUGUUAUUGGAGCGUAUGGGAAACACAUGGUCGAAUCCUGGAUGGCAAGAGGCUUGGGCAGAAGUGAUAUGCCUCCGCCCAGGCUGUGGACAUGGCCCCGAUUCCUGGUCCCUUUCUCGGGCUUACUCCCUGAAAGAUGGAUCGCUCGGAUAGCCGCUUUGGCACCUUAA